Messenger RNA from Pochonia chlamydosporia 170, 312 nucleotides. RefSeq lists its product as hypothetical. Bases 1 to 312 code for a protein of 103 amino acids. The transcript has a single exon. Lineage: Eukaryota; Fungi; Ascomycota; Sordariomycetes; Hypocreales; Clavicipitaceae. The record is from RefSeq and is a predicted model, not a curated record.
AUGACCGAUUAUCUGCGCUCCGGACCAAACGCCAUUCUCGCACACGGCACGAGCUGGAAAUCGGUACCGUUUGUGUCCAUCGGCUGGCUAUACUUGGUUGGCCCCAUUGCUAUCGAGUUAGCCGCAUUGUUGUUUGCUGUCAUGACGAUCAACACCAAUCGAAGCAGUCAGAAUAAGCCGGUAUGGAAGGCUUCACUCCUCUUGCUUCUUUUUUGUCAGUUUUACCAGUCAUCUGGCAAGAUCCUGGCCAAGUAUAAGGAUGCUGCGAGGGUUGAGGACCUGGCAAACAAGUGCCACGCCCAUCUGGAGUAG